GCUGCUGCUGCUGCUGCCGCCGCCGCCGCCGCCGGCGGCGGGGGAGCGAGCCCCUGCCCUCCGGCUCCCGGCCCGCCCGCGGUUCGCUCCGCAGCAGCCGGCCCGGCCCGAGGCCGCUGCCGGGGGCUCCGCUCCCCCGUCCCUGCCCGGGGCCCGACGCAGCCCGCCGGGCGCCUCCCGCCGUCGCUCCCCUGAGGCGGGACCGUGCCCGCGGCCGCGUCCCUGCCGCGGGAUGAAGAGGAUCUUCGGGUUCGCGAGGAAGAAGAAAGGGCAGCCGCCGUCCGGCAGCGCCUCCCUGCCCUGCCCCGCCGGUGCCUACGAGCUCCGGCAGAAGGACCUGGGCAAGCUGCACCGUGCGGCUGCCAGCGGCGACCUGGCCCAGGUGCGGCAGGGGCUGAAGAAAUACGGCGUCGACGGGCGGGACAAGGCGGAGCGGACACCUCUGCAUCUUGCUUCUGCAAACGGCCACGUGGAUGUCGUUACAUAUCUAGUAGAAAACAAGUGUAAGCUAAAUCUUUUUGACAAUGAUAACAGAUCGCCACUGAUGAAGGCAGUACAGUGCCAGCAAGAAAAAUGUGUGGCUGUUCUGCUACAGCAUGGUGCUGACCCAAAUCUGGCAGAUGCUGACGGCAACACUGCUCUUCACCUUGCUGUCAUAUCUCCUAAUAUAUCUGUAGCAGGGCUGUUACUUGAGCAUAAUGCCAAUAUUGAUGCCCAGAAUAAGGAGGGAUGUACCCCGCUUAUUCUUGCUGUCUCUGAACAUCGUGAAGAGAUAGUAGAGUUUCUCCUCAAAAAAGGAGCUGACGUGCAUGCUCGAGAUCAAUGUGAAAGAACCCCACUUAUGACUGCUGCUUCUGGUGGGGAGCUUAAUUUGAUAAAAGUUCUUCUUCAGUAUGGUGCUGAUGUUUCCCAUAAGGACACUAACGGAUGGACAGCUGAGGAUUAUGCUGUUAUUCAUGGAUAUUCUAGUCUCAGUAAACAACUGGCAGAAUAUGCAGACUGGGAAAACACAGGAGAAGCUUCUGCAGGUGGUGCACAAGGCAUCAUGGUACCUAGCACUCCUCACCGGGUAGGAGCUGCUGGCUUUGCGUUGGGUGCACCUGCUGUGGACAGAGGAGGAAUGCAACAAUCUCCUAACCAGACAUCAAGAACAGGAAAAUCAAGGAAAGCAAUAGAUGACUUUUCCCAAGGAGACUCAAUAAGAAGCUCUGAGAAAGAGGGGAGUGGUGACAGUUGGCAUGCUUCCGAGGAAGAACAACUUGAUUUCACCCCCAAGAAGCUGCAGAAGCCAAACUUGACACUGUUAAUGAACGUUUCCCAGCAGUUCAAGAAAAACAAUGAUGGCGAUGGUUCUAGAAUUGAAAGUCCUAAGUCACCAAAGAAAAGCCUCAAACAAAGAACCCCGUCAGAUGCAAACCUGAACAAAGGAGAAUGUGGAGAAUUGUUGAGUCAAGAUGUCUCAGAUGCAAGCAACCUGGAGGAAGAAGAAUUGGAGGAGGAGGAGGAGGAGGAAGAUGAUGAAAAUGAAGGAGAUGAUGAUGAAGAUUAUGAGGAGGCAGAGGAAGAAGAGGAGGAGGACGAGGAUCUUACACAAGAUGAAAAGGAGGAGGAGGAUCUGGAAGAUGAAGAAACUCAGUCUAACGACAUAUUGGAGGAGGAGCAGGGGGCGAAAACAGAACCUAAAGGGGAAAUCAGUCAGAAAUUGGAGUAUUUUAGUAACACCAAGUAUGAAGGAGAAGCUUGGUGUGGAACUGGAGAUGUCUGUGAUGAUGAUGAUAAAAUAAGUAAAGAACUUGAUGAAAAGGUGGAGGAAUCUGUUGAUACUCCUGUGUCUUUUAUAGCUGGGUGUCACGAAGGGUCGCAAGAAGAUGCAAUUGCCAUGUCUCCAAAGAUAAUGAAUAAUGAAGUAUCUUGCAAGUCAGUACCAAAACAAGCUGUCUUUCAAAAUCUAAAUAAUUUGCAAGAUACACAAGAAAGCUGGAACAGGAAAAGCAUGAUACAGGAGAAGUUUCACAGAAAUGCUGACUCCUGUCUUGCAGACUCUGAAACGACAGACUGGAAAAAAGAGAUACCUCAGCCUCUCUCAGAUAGUUGUGGUCUUAAGGAGAAAAAGUCAAGCUUCAGUGAUGGCUUUGAAAGUGGUAAUAAUUCUUGGUCAGCAGCAAAAAACCCAAGGCUUGAAAGUCAAAGACCGAACCCUGUCAUUCUUGAACGUGUGGGGGAUGAAGAUGCUGAAGAAGAGCAAUCUGAAGAGGUAGAUGAUAAAGUCUGUGAAGCACUGAAACAAGGAAGUGAAAACUUGCACUUAAAUAGGCGUGAAGAAAAUUUAAGAGCAGCAUUUCACUUAAGCACCAAAGCAGAAUCACCUGAAUGGGAAGAAGAGGGGGAGGAGCAGGAGAAGGAAGAUACUGGUGAAGAGCUCCAAACUGCAGUUGUUGAGGGUGUGAAAAAUUCUAUUGGUAAUGAUGGCCAUCAAGUCCACAGUGCUUCAAAAGACAACACUGGUGAGAGAAGUGCCCUGCCAGCAGUGGGAGCAGAGGAAGAGGAAGAUGCUGAAUCUCCCUGGGACUCUGAGACGGAUUCUGGAAGUCCGAGAAAAGUAUCGUCUGGUGUGUUGCUCCCAGCUGCAGACAGACACGGAGCAUGCUUACAGAUUGUUUCAGGGGAACGUGACAAUGGCUUUUCGGAGAAACCCAACAAUUCCCCGCUGAAGACUUCUGAAUCUGUUUUGGAAAUGAAGGAAACCUCUGCUAAAAAAAGGCAGCAGAAAUCAGAUCUAUUGGAGGAAUUUGGUUUAGGAGGUGCAGAGGAUAUUGAAGAUGAGUACUCGGGAUCUACCUUUCAUACGUCAUCAUCAGCUGAAAAAGAAGACACCAAGGAUGCCAUUGAAAAUUGUGGGGCGCGGGAUAAAUAUAUUUUAGAAACUACCAACUUGAUAGAAAAAACAGCACAUGAAAAUCAGACUGACAAAGCAGAAAUUUCACAUCAGGAAGCCCUAGCAGAAAAUGAGGAAUUGCACAGUGCUGACAAGCAGUUAAGUCCAAAACCUUGGGAAGAAAGAUAUGAAAGGAUGUGGGUUGAAAAUGAGAAAAGAGAAUUGAAAACAAAUUUUAAAAACAUUACAGCAGAGCUGAAGCAGCUGUUUGGUGAAAUUAAUGAAACUGGGAAAACUACUUCCCAUGUGGAAGAAAUGUCAGAAGAUGGCUUCAGUGAAGAGUUGAAGAGUUCUCGUGUUGUUUCAUCUCGUGUGAUGGAAUCAAGUAAUAAGUUAGAAACUAAAGGUGAAUUUGGAGAUAUUAAACUUAUGCUAGGUGGAAAAGAACCCAAAAUGGAAAUUGAAAUUCCGAGUCUUGGUGUCCUUCCUGAUCCAAAUAACUUAAAUGCAAAUGUGGAAGAUACCUGGAGUACAGAUGAAGAAGAUAGCACAAACGAUACAGGUAAUACAAAGGUGCCUCUAGCAAAAGGAGAGGAAAAGAAAAUGCCCACUAUGGAAAUGGAAGAGAAUGAAAAUGGAAGUAGUAGAAAUGUAGAGGGAAGUCCUGAAUACUCCCUGAGACAUAGCUUAAAAACAAGUAUUUUGGAUGACGCUUCUAGUAUUCUUCCUAAAAUAAGACCUGUUUCUACAAGCGAUGCAAACACACUUUUUGUAACGGAAAGGAAACUUGGAAAAGACUCUGGAUUUAAUUACGAAGUUCCCGGGGACUGCCUUAUUGACAAUUAUAAAAUAGGAGAAACAGAAAUUGACAGUCUUUUUGCAAAUGCUCGGCAAUCCUGUGGCAUGCGGAAAAGGAAUCUUGACGAAGAACUAAAACAAGAUAUGGAAAGAUUUAAGAGUAAGGUAGGAGUGCUGCAAAUAGUAUUCCUGGCUUUGGAGAAAGAGAAGGUACAGCUGCAAAAAGAGGUUGAGAAGGAAAAAAGCAAAGAAAGAUGUUUCAAAACGCAGGCCGUGGCAAAACAGGAAGAUCUUGAUAAAUUAAAUACACCGACGGGUAUUGUUACUGAUCAGCACAUGAAACAAAAGCUUGCUCUAAGGAAGAAUGACUGUUUGAAACUGCAGAAUGAGAACACUGUAGAAGAAAAAGACAAAAAGAAUUUUUCAUCUGAGGAGAGUUCAAAAUUGAUUAAACUGCCGAUGAAAGGUAAAUUUGCCCUGAAUGCCAAAGUUGCAAAGAAAAAUAAAAGACAGACUUCAAAGCAGAAGGCUAAUCAGCAGAUGAGCACUUCCAGUGGGAAUAAUUUUCAAGUACUAGAUGAUAGCACUUUCAGUGAAACAUCUCAAGAUGAAGGAAGACCUGCAGCAAAAACAGGAAGUGAAAAGAACAAGGUCAGCAUACAAAUGGAUGUAACUGAUGACCUUGACUUAACUCACUCAUCUGACACAAGUUCAGAGGAUGUUGAAUUACCAACUUCAACCUACAAAGAGGCUAUGUUCCUGUUAGAACAGCUUAGUGUGGAUCAUACGGGUUCUGCUAUUUUGUUGAAAAUUCAGAACAUACUUCUUGAAUACGAACAGAUAAUAGAACGUGAAAAAAAUCGGUAUACAGCUGUCUGGAGAGAAGUAAGGAAAUUGGAAAGUGAAAAGGAGGAGUCACAAUUAAUAGUGGAAGAAACUCGAGAUUUGAAAUCCAUAUUGGCUCACCAAGAAUUGGAAUGGAAAAGUGAUAUCCAAAGCCUUAAAUUUACUUUGAAACAAGAAGAGGAAAAGAGGCUCAGAGUAGAAACUCUGUAUGAGAAAAUAGAAAAACUCAGAAGGAAAGAAGAUCAAUAUUGUAAAGAGAUGGAGGAGAAACAGCAACUUGAGUUACACUCAAGGAAUUUAGAAACAGAGUUACUAACACUGCAGAAGCUCUUGAAACAGGUUGAAGAAGAGCGUGAUGAAAUACAGAGACAGCUCUCUCAGGAAAAGAGUGCCAGAGCCCUGCAAGAAGAAAUUUUGAACAACCACCUUUGGAGACAAAAGGAAUUGGAAGAAGAGACAAGAAGAACUAUAGGAAAAAAUUCAGAGUUUACCAGUGUAACUUCACUGUUAAGACUUAGGCACCAGGAGGAAGAAGGAAAAUAUUUAGAGGAAAAUGAGACCUUGGAAGAAAAAAAUGAAGAUCUCAAAAAGGAACUUAAACUGAACGAGGAAGCCUUAACACACACGGUUUUUCAGUACAGUGUACAGCUGAACUUAUUAAAGACAGAAUCUGCAGUGCUAACUUCCAAACUUGAGCAGACGAAAGAAAGCAAAGACAGACUAGAGACAGAAAUUGAAUCAUUUCGUUCCCGCCUGAACACUACUGUUCAAGAACUUGAACGUCAUCAGUCAUCAAAAAGUGAUGUCGAACGAACAUUUCAGAGAGAAUGCGAUGAAUGGCUUCGCUUGCAAGACAAGCUUCAUCAUGACCUCUCUGAUGUGUGAGAAACCAACAAGAGCUUGUCUCAGCAGCUGAGUAAAGCUGAAAGCAAAGCUAAUAGUCUAGAAAAUGAGCUUCACCAGUUGAAACAAACACUCCGAGAAAAAACAUUGCUUUUAGAAAUGACACAAAAAGAAUUAAGUCAAGCCCAGUGUCAGGCAAAGGAAUGUGAUGAUGCUCAACAACUUGAGAAAGAUCAAGUAAGCAAACUUGUAAUAAAGCAGGAAUCCAUGCAGGAAUCCAUGCAGGAGCGAUUGGCCCAGCUCCAGAGUGAAAACCUUUUACUCCGUCAGCUAUUGGAAGAAGAUAUGCAGAACAAGGGGAUCAUCAAAGAAAAAGUAGUGAAUGAUGUGCAGGACCGGUUUAAUGAUAUUUUCAACAAACUCAGAGCUGAUACCGAAAAGCAAGUUUACCUAGUGGAAGAGAGAAACAAGGAAUUAAAUGCUAAGUGUACUGAUUUAAGAGAACAAGUCUUUAAAUACGAGACUGACAAAGUAGAAAGAGAGGGCAUGGUCAGACAGCUGCAGCAGGAGCUUGCCGAUGCUCUUAAAAAGCAAUCUAUGUCAGAAGCUUCACUUGAAGUUACCAUGCGCUACUGCAGUGACCUGGAGGAAGACAAGCUGCGCUUGCAAAAGGAACUGGAAAAGGUUAAAACUAAGUUGCGGGAGUUGGAAGAACAGCAUCUUCAGUCUGAGCGUUGUGUUCGUGAAUUGGAGACUGCCUUGGAUAAUAAGGAAAGGGAAGUAAUAGCUUCUACCCAGAAACUGCAGGACCUCCUGUUGGCAUCUUCUGGGAGUAAUACGACUAGAAAACAACUGGAAGAACAUGUGCAACGCCUUGAAAUUGAAAAUGCCAGACUGGAAGCCACAGUCCAGCACCAAAACAAUAGGAUUGAAGCCCUUCAGAGAGACCUGCAAGCCUCUGCCUCAGUAAGCUGUAGGCUGCGGGACCUGUUUCCAUUUAAGUUACUGCUUUCUACUGCAGUGCUGUCUUUCCAGUCACCUUAGUUUCUUCUUUUGCCGCUGUUGCUUUCACAGAUGCAAAAGCAGAAUGUGCUGCCUCUGACAUCAGAGGACUCCCACAGCAUGUGGGAAGAGCACUUGAAGUCAAGAUCCCACCUUGAAGAGCGUGUUGCUCAGCUUGACAGAGAAAAGGCUGAACUCCUGGAACAGUGUGAGACUGAAAGAAAGAAAGUGAAGAAGCUGGUAGAGUUGAAACGCCCAGUCGAACUGCGUCUGGACCAAGAAAUGAAAAGAAACAUCGAACUGCAGAAAGACUGUAAGAGGUUGAAGAGGCUUCUGAGCAGAUCUAUGAGAAAACUAAGCAUAUAUGAGGAGAGAGAGAUGAAGUCCCAGCUUAGUUUACAGAGAGAAAUGAAGAACAGCUAUUCUGAAACGGUCAAUGAAGUUGGUAGAUUAAGAACAAAGGUUGGUGAACUUUCCCAGCAGCUGGAGAUAGAGUCUAAAAAAUGCAUGCAGCUAGAAGCACAAAAUCAGGGUUUGCGAGAAGAGUUGUCCACCAUGCGUGGGAACCAUGAAAAACUGGAGAAGAGCAAAUGCCAGCUGAAAGAAGAGGUGGCUAACCUCAAACAUCAUUUGGAGACUAACAUGGUGGAUCGCAGCCAACUAGAACAAUAUAAAAGAGAGAUGGAAGAACGAGCCGGACAAGAGAUAAGACAAAAGCUACAAGAAGUCAAUCUGUUUUUGCAGACGCAGGCAGCCUCCCAGGACAGAUUAGAACAAAUCAGAGCCAGUCAUCACGCUUCACUGAGAAACCAGCUAAAAGACAGAAUUGGAGAUCUUGAACGUGCAUUGGACAGAAUAAAAAAUACGGAACAAGACAGUAUUCUUCAAAAAGAAUCCAUGCAGGCAGAAGUGGAAAGGUACAAAGAGCUGUACCUGGAGGAAGUAAAAAUAAGAAGAUGCCUAGCAAAUAAACUGGAAAGAGCUAAUGAGAGACUAGCAGAAGCCAAUGCUAAGCUCCUUCAGGAGCGCCACAGAAGCAGACCUUUCAUCGCAAGCAGCAUUGUCAGUGGAGGUCUGGCUGCAAGUCCAGUUCUGUGUGCAACUGAAGUGGGACAUCUUGGCAACCAUUUGGCACUGAACGGAAGUCUAAGUCUAGGAGGAAGUUUCCUAAGCCAAAUCAGGAACGCAUUAUCGUCAAGAAAGAGGGUUGAAGCCUAUGUGGCUAAGGUACAGCAGGAACUGGAGGAAAAAAUCACUAAAGAACUUGAAGAGGCCACUGCUGAACUUGAAACUGGAUCUGCUGGAGCUUCUCCCAUGGUAUCUGCUGAUGGAUCUUCAGGAAAUGUCCAUGUUGACCAGGAUCCCCUUUGAAGGGCAAUACAGGAGUACCGUGAUGUUUUAGCCAAAAAUCAUCUGAUUUGAACAAAAUGCUAGGCAAAGGCUCGGGAAAUAAUUUUGUUUACAUCGCGCAUCUGUGGUUUCCCAUCCUUCAGAUUGUUCAGAUGUGAAAACGUGUUUUUUUUUUAUUAUCUGAAUAUAAAUGCUAAGUCUAUUAAAUGGAUGUCAAGCA
Molecule: messenger RNA, 7934 nt
Organism: Harpia harpyja (harpy eagle)
Lineage: Eukaryota; Metazoa; Chordata; Aves; Accipitriformes; Accipitridae
Product: ankyrin repeat domain-containing protein 26-like
Molecular function (GO): protein binding
Source: RefSeq, a predicted model, not a curated record